Messenger RNA from Lottia gigantea (owl limpet), 315 nucleotides. RefSeq lists its product as hypothetical. The record is from RefSeq and is a predicted model, not a curated record. The annotation marks the transcript as partial. The transcript has a single exon. NCBI's taxonomy places the organism in Eukaryota, Metazoa, Mollusca, Gastropoda, Lottiidae.
AGCUCAUCAAAUCAUUAUUCUGUAAGUAAGGCAAGCUCAUCAAAUCAUUAUUCUGUAAGUAAGGCAAGCUCAUCAAAUCAUUAUUCUGUAAGUAAGGCAAGCUUAUCAAAUCAUUAUUCUGUAAGUAAGGCAAGCUCAUCAAAUCAUUAUUCUGUAAGUAAGGCAAGCUCAUCAAAUCAUUAUUCUGUAAGUAAGGCAAGCUCAUCAAAUCAUUAUUCUGUAAGUAAGGCAAGCUUAUCAAAUCAUUAUUCUGUAAGUAAGGCAAGCUCAUCAAAUCAUUAUUCUGUAAGUAAGGCAAGCUCAUCAAAUCAUUAU